AUGGCAGACCCUUUGAGCAUUACCGCGGGCAUUGUAGGCAUUGUGGUACCUGCUUUGCAAGGUGUCCGACUCUUAGGAGAGGAGUUGAAGCAGAUAAGAGAUGCUCCAGAAAAUGUCGCCGCGCUGAGGGAAAGUAUAGGCUCAGUGGAAAGAUCUCUCGUUACUCUCGAGACGAUCGGAGACAAAGCAUGGGAGUCUCUCGGAAUAGCUGAGAACACCAAGACGACGAUUAGAAUAUGCGGUGAAACGUGCGACGAAUUCAGACUUGACCUGCAACGCUGGACCAAACACUCGCAGGGCGAUACCCUGUCUCUGCGGGACCGAUCGAAGAUUGGGUUUUGGAAACAGCAACCCAUUCGGUCUAUGGAGAAGAAACUCCACAACUGUCAAGUUACUAUCACCGAAGUUGUCAGUAUAGCAACACUCAUUAGCUCAUUGCAGCAUUCUCAUAUCACAGAAGUCGCGCGAAUUGAAAAACAACAAGAAGUCACAAUGGCUGUUCAAAAAGCGGAUUUACAAAGUACAGACAUCUCUGCGCGGAAGAAAGAGCUCAGAAGCUGUGAUUUGGAUGACGACGAGAUCCAAGACGCUUACUAUCAACUUAAACAAGAACAGAAAGCGCUGGAUUUGUCGCAACAGUUACUGAAGGAAUUGUUGGCUAAGAUCCAGGAGCCUGUCAUCUCGCAAAUCGCAGCCAAGAUGAAGGAACAGUCGAUCACCGUGACAUUUGGUGGAAAAAACAAUGUUAAUUCAGGAAUCCAGUUUGGUGUCAACAAUGGUAACUUGAGCAAUUUGACGUUUGGUGCUGCUAAUCACCAUUGA
Molecule: messenger RNA, 822 nt
Organism: Penicillium verhagenii
Lineage: Eukaryota; Fungi; Ascomycota; Eurotiomycetes; Eurotiales; Aspergillaceae
Exons: 2
Coding region: 1-822 (273 amino acids)
Source: RefSeq, a predicted model, not a curated record